Paramuricea clavata is the source of this 2745-nucleotide messenger RNA. Lineage: Eukaryota; Metazoa; Cnidaria; Anthozoa; Malacalcyonacea; Plexauridae. The record is from the annotation of a GenBank genome assembly.
AUGUCUUGUGCAAAUUAUCCUCUCUUUUGCAUUGUAGAAGAAGACAUGGUGUCUCUUGGCAUACAAUCAGGUUCUUACUCCCUCUCGGGAUCAAGUACAAAACGAAUAAAGAUAUCUUGGAAUAAUUACUACUCCUAUUAUGCUGGUAAUGCACGUCUACACGGCUCUAGUGCCUGGAUGCCUGGUUACACCAGGCCUGGACAAUAUCUGGAGGUAAGUAAAAGUGCAGAAAAUGAAAGUAUUUCUUCGGUUAGUCCAAAUGCACUGGUGGGUGUGACGCUUAGUGUUUCUUCUUUCACUGUGGGGUUCAGCAUAGUGAAACAUUCAAAGGUAGACCAAGUCAGUCUUGAAUGUGGGCUACGUAGCUUGUAGUGAUCUAAUCUGAUAUUGUACAGAUCUCACUAAGAAGAUUCAAACGUAGCGUGUAUAUGUGUGCUUGAGUGUGAUUUAUACCAUGAAAUAAUCAAACGUUGUACAUGCAGAAUGCAAGUGUCCCUUCUCAGAAGACUCUGCUGAUUAAUGGGUACUCAUAUACAGAUUGAGUGAUGUUUCUCGACCCUACCAGAUUUACUGGGUUAAACUGUAUCAUACUCGUGCCCGUCGAGAGGGAAUCAAUGAUUCCCGUUUUUUUAAGCUCAGUAAGAAAUUGAAGAGGAAAUUCAGCAAAACUUCAUUAUUGAAUCACGAGUAUAUUAUCAAUAAACUCAUUCUUGCUUGAGAAUUUCCCACCACUACACUUGGUAUUACUCCAAAACAUUCUAAUUUAAUGUAUAUUUAGAUAAAUUUUGGCAGCAGUAAAUAUAUCACCGGUAUUGCUACACAAGGCACUGGGAGAUGGAAUGAAAACAAUUUUGUUCGAAGCUACAGUCUUCAGUAUUAUGAUGGAAAAAAUUGGAUUGGAUACAAGGUAAAUAAUAAUAACAGACUUAACGAUAGGCAAGUGAUGCUGUUUUUCCAAAUUCAAACCCCAUUGUGUUUCGGAUCGGAUGGAUGGCCUCCGCUCCGGCAAAAGGUGAAAGGCUUUAUCCUUUUCAGUUCGCACUACAUUUUUAGUUGAAAUACAACUAACAAAUUAUAACAUCACUGAAUGAAUAGCACGGCGGUAACUUCGAUAUUGCGGCUUAGGGAGGGGGGAGGGGGGAGCUUGUUUUGCCCGACCAAAAGGCGUGGCCGAAGUCGUGCCCGACGGACAUUUCUGUAGCUAAUUAAUAUUUCUUUUCCCGAGAGGGAGGGAAAUCAUCAAGUCAAUCAAUCAUUUUUCAUCAAGUUUCGAACUAAUCUACCAUAAUUUGUACAAGUUAUCAGCAAUAUUUUCGUAAAAUUUAACCGAAUUUUUACUACAACUAUUACUACAACUAUUACUGAAUUAUAUUUUUUGCCCGACGAGCGUGUCCUUAAAAUUGUUAAAAUUGCCCGACAAAACUGCAACAUUACAACGUUGGAGGGAGCUGGGGGGGGGGGUGUCGCACCCCCCAACCCCCCAGGAGUAUACGCGCCUGUUGAACAAUGCAGAAGUAUUGUUGAAAAACAUUAUUGUGCUAUACUUACAUACAUAAUUACAGUAUUUAAUUUCUUUUGCAGGAAUUUGGAGAAAAGAAAAUAUUUCCCGGAAACACAGACGUCUCAUCUGUUGUGAAGAACUUCCUCUCAGUUCCUACAGCUAUGCAAAAAUUACGAAUAUAUCCCGAAUCUUGGAAUAAUGAAAUUGCUUUGAGAAUUGAGCUGUAUUCAAAUCGUAUGUUAUUUUUAGUUAUAUAUAAUCCUUACUUUGUUCUAUAGAAAAAUUAUACAUAAUACUUUUAAGGUAACUCGAUAUAGUUAUCACAAAAACCCUGCUCAAGAAUCGCGAGCAAAACCCGGUGACCAUUCUUACGCGCAGCGGCGCAGGUUGCGGAAACUGAUUAACAAAAUGAAAUAACUUCAGUCAGUGGCUCGCGUCAUCUCACGUCAUUGCGCGUGUUCUAUAGCGUUUUUAUGUCAAUUGCUGACGUCAUUAGAAUUUUCUAUUUUAGAAAAACAAUGCGCUAUAUCUCUCUAUUUUGUCUGGUGACCUAUGUUCAAAUUUUGAACGCUGCAUAUUGCACUGCUAAAACAGUUUCGUUAUACAAAAAAUAAAAAAAUUCCAAUUCUGUAAUGCCAAAAACAUUUUACCGAAGAGUACGACAUUUUCGCAUUUUCCAAAAUAAUGGCAUUACAGAAUGUUUUUAUAUUUUGCUAAUUGUUAGUUUCUUCCAAGUAAAAUAGCGCACGAAAAAAAAUUGGGAAUCAUCAUGCUUCUUUUCAUUUGUAGUGAAUUUCGUUCACGUAUGUCGUUAUAUGCUACUAAAACCAAUACAAUUUGAAAGUAGAGAUAUCAAAAGCUGAAACUAAGCCAGGCGAAACUGAAAAACAAUAUCUGCUGAAUAAAUCCUUAAAAUGCGUAGUUUGAACAUGUCAUAGUGUUGAACACCUGAAUUUUUGAAAAGUGUAUCGAGCCACCUUAAAAGAAAGUGUCUUCGGGAGUUCAGUUGGAGGUGAAUAGCAAUUCUCCAGUGGCGUAUAUUCAAAAUAAUCUAUAUACAGACAGUGUUGCGCGCGUUUAAGUUUAUUGUGUUUACCUUGUAGACGUAGUAGUUAGUUUUGCACAUUUUACAUUUUAAUACGCCUUUUACUUUUUGUUUCAGCAUCUAUUUCCACCCAAAAUUGUAUUCAGUAUACACCAACAACUAGUGGUAAGAUCUUUUCAUCAUUAAAAUUCGUUUCCAU